This is a messenger RNA of Lepus europaeus (European hare), 2940 nucleotides long. RefSeq names its product leukocyte immunoglobulin-like receptor subfamily A member 6. The transcript has 18 exons. Gene Ontology annotation, biological process: cytokine-mediated signaling pathway. The record is from RefSeq and is a predicted model, not a curated record. Lineage: Eukaryota; Metazoa; Chordata; Mammalia; Lagomorpha; Leporidae. The coding region runs from base 288 to 2930 and encodes 880 amino acids. Gene Ontology annotation, molecular function: inhibitory MHC class I receptor activity.
AGAUGGAGCUCGCUCGCUGUUUCUCUUUUAAAUAAAGUGAAAUAAAUAAAUAAAUAACUUUAGAGAGUUACACAGAGAGAGAAAGAGAGCCAGAGACGGAGAGAGAAAGGUCUUCCAUCCGAUGGUUCACUCCCCAAGUGGCCGGAGCUGCACGGAUCCAAAGCCGGGAGCCAGGAGCUUCUUCCAGGUCUCCCACGUGGGUGCAGGACCCAAGGACUCGGGCCAUCUUCUACUGUUCUCCCAGGCUGGAUCAGAAGUGGAGCACCGGGACUCAAACCGCUGCCCAUAUGGGAUGCCAGCACUGCAGGUUCCAUCACAUGGCAGCGUGUGUGGGGGCCGCGCACACGUAUGUUGACAUCCAUGCAGAGCUGAGGAGCGCGGCAGACAGCGCGGGGCUGGCGGUCCUGUCCGGGACCCUCCCCAGACUCAGCCUCUGGGCUGAGCCAGGCUCUGUGAUCGCCCUGGGCAGGCCUGGGACCCUGUGGUGUCAGGGGACCCUGGAGGCCCAGGAGUGCCAUCUGUAUAAAGAGGGAAUCCCAGAGCCCUGGGACAGACAGAUGCCACUGGAGCCCGGAAACAAGGCCAAGUUCUCCAUCCAACACAUGGCUGAGGUGUACGUGGGGCGCUACCGCUGUGUCUGCCUCAGCGCUGCUGGCUGGUCAGAGCCCAGUGACGCCCUGGGGCUGUGGGUGUCAGGAGCCUACGGCAAGCCCAGCCUCUCGGCCCUGCCCAGCGCCGUGGUGACCGCAGGGGGCAGUGUGACCCUCCAGUGCCGCUCCCAGCUGGGAUUCCACAGGUUCAUUCUGACAGAGGAGGGGGCGCCCUCGGCCGCCAGGACCCGGAGCUCAGAGCUACGCCCCAGCUGGCAGUCCCAGGCCCUGUUCCCUGUGGGCCCCGUGACUCCCGGCCGCAGGUGGGCGUUCCGAUGCUAUGGCUCCUACAGGGAGAAUCCUUCUGUGUGGUCGGAGCCCAGUGAUGCCCUGGAGCUGGGGGUGACAGGAGGCCCUGAGGGUCAGCCACUCACCCCCACAGAGCCCGCCCCACCGAGUGGUCCCCAAAGCUCCAUGGCCAUUCUGAUCGGAGUCUCCGCGGCCUUCCUCCUGCUGCUCUGCCUCUUCCUCCUCCUCCUCCUCCUCCUGCGACAGCGGCGUCAGGACAAGCGCAGGAGGUCGGGGGCCUGGGCAGGGGCCGACGCUGACCCUCCCGGGGCUGAGCCCCCCUGUCUGUCUCACCCAGACCACAGGGAGGCUGGCGCGCAGCAUCCCACAGGGACUGUGCAGCCCAAGCCAAAGGCCGGAGGCCUGCCCAGGAGCACCGGCCCAGCUGCUGCCACCCAGGAAGAAAACCUCUAUGCCACCGUGAAGGGCAGCCAACCUGGGCGCAGGCUGGAGCUGGUCAGCAGCCAGGCUGUAGCCCCCGAGGCGUCCCUGAACGUGACCUACGCCCAGCUGUGCAGUCUGACGCCCACACACCGGGCUCUGGGCCUGUGCCCCUCACAGCUGCUCUGCUCCACAGGGACCAUGGGCGGCGGGGCCCAGACCCCAGCCCUCACUGCCCUCCUCUGCCUGGGGACCCUCCCCAAGCCCUCCAUCGGGGCUGACCCAGGCCCCCUGGUCGCCGUGGGGAGCCCUGUGACCCUCUGGUGCCAGGGGUCUCUGCAGGCUGAGGUCUAUCGUGUGCAUAAAGAGGACAGCCUACAGCCCUGGGAAACGCGGCCCCAGCAGGACUCCAGACACAAGGCCAGCUUCGCCAUCAUCCAGUCCAUGAGCUCCUACGACACAGGGAAGUACUCCUGUGUUUACUGGACCUCGCUUGGCCUCUCCCAGCCCAGUGACCCCCUGACCCUGGUGGUGACAGGGAUGUUCCCGGCGCCCUCUCUGUCAGCCCAGCCAAGCCCUGUGGUGGCGUCAGGAGGGAACGUGUCCCUCUCCUGUGGCUCAUAUAAUGCAGGCACUGCCCAUCUGCUGAAGGAGGGCGGGGCCGGCCCCCAGCACAGCCCGGAAGCCAGGUUCUCCCAGGGGGCUGGGGAGUGGCAGGCCACCUUCCUCCUGGGCCCUGUGGACAGCACCCACGGGGGCAUCUUUAGGUGCUAUCGUGCUCACACAACCGAGCCCUAUGUGUGGUCCCUGCCCAGCGACCCCCUGGAGCUCCAGGUCACAGGGCUGCACAGGGAGCCCUCCCUCUCGGCCCUGCCGGCCUCACUGCUGCUCCCAGGACAGAACCUGACCCUGCGGUGUCGCUGCGAGCCCAGCUGUGACAGAUACGCACUGACCAGGCCUGAGGGGGACACGCCCCCCCAGCACCUUGCCGGGCAGCCCAGCCCUGACUUCCUACUGGGCCCUGUGAGCGGCUCCCUUGGGGGCCGGUACAGGUGCUAUGGUGGACUCCAGGGCCCCUACGCAUGGUCGGCCCCCAGCGGCCCCCUGGACGUGCUGGUUGCAGGAAUGUACAGGAACCCCUCCCUGCAGGCCCAGCCGGGGCCCUCGGUGCCCUGGGGAGCGAUGGUGGCCCUGCGCUGUGGCUCCCAGGAGGCGAUGGACACCUUUCUCCUGCACAAGGUGGGCUCAGGCGCCCCUCCCCAGCGCCUGCGUGUCCCAGGCCAGGCCACGGCUGCUCAGGCCACCUUCAUGCUGGGUCCUGUGACCUCGGCCCACGGGGGAACCUACAGGUGCUACUGCGCCCACAGCACCGACCCCUACCUGUGGUCACAGCCCAGCGACCCCCUGCAGCUCGAGGUGUCAGGAGGACCGGAGCCCAGCAGCCCCUCCCACCCCCAGCCAGGCUCCCCCGCUGCCCCAGCGCCCCAGGACCACUCCCUGGAGAACCUCAUCCGCAUAGGCGUGGCGGGCUUGGUCCUGCUGGGCCUCGGGCUGUUGCUGGCGGAUGCUUGGUAUAGCCAGAGAAGGACCCGGGCUGCAGGCCGGCAGUGACCUGGAGACA